CAGUACACGUGCGCUAGUCCUUUCUUGCUUGGGCGGCGAGGAGUCACGGCUCGGAUGGACAUACAGAGCCAAUAAAACAGCCUCGACUAUUAGAAAAUAGCCUGCUAGCAAGCCAUAACAAUGCCAGCAUAUUUCCAGCGACCGGAGAAUGCUCUUAAACGAGCAAACGAGUUUCUCGAAGUUGGUAAAAAGCAGCCAGCUUUGGAUGUGCUCUAUGAUGUCAUCAAGAGCAAAAAACACCGAACAUGGCAGAAGAUACACGAGCCGAUUAUGCUCAAGUAUCUGGAGCUCUGCGUGGACCUUCGCAAGAGUCACUUGGCAAAGGAGGGACUGUAUCAGUACAAGAACAUAUGUCAGCAGGUGAAUAUCAAAUCACUGGAAGAUGUGGUCCGUGCUUACCUGAAACUUGCCGAAGAGAAAACUGAGACGGCCAAAGAGGAGUCUCAGCAGAUGGUGUUGGACAUCGAAGAUCUGGACAACAUUCAGACCCCUGAGAGUGUUCUGUUGAGUGCAGUCAGUGGUGAAGAUACCCAAGACCGUACUGAUAGACUUCUGCUCACCCCUUGGGUCAAGUUUCUGUGGGAGUCGUACCGCCAGUGCCUGGAUCUGCUAAGGAAUAACUCCAAAGUAGAGCGCCUUUACCAUGACAUUGCUCAACAAGCGUUCAAGUUUUGCCUACAGUACACCCGUAAAGCAGAGUUCCGUAAGCUGUGCGAUAACCUGCGAAUGCACCUUGGGCAGAUCCAACGGCAUCACAACCAGAGCACCGCCAUUAACCUGAACAACCCUGAGAGCCAGUCUAUGCACCUUGAGACACGUCUGGUUCAGUUGGACAGCGCUAUCAGCAUGGAGUUGUGGCAGGAAGCAUUCAAAGCAGUUGAAGACAUCCAUGGAUUGUUUGCACUGUCUAAGAAGCCCCCUAAGCCUCAACUUAUGGCAAACUAUUACAAUAAGGUGUCCACUGUUUUCUGGAAGUCUGGCAAUGCCUUGUUUCAUGCCUGUACACUACACAGACUCUAUCACCUUUCCAGGGAAAUGCGCAAGAACCUUACCCAGGAGGAGAUGCAGAGAAUGUCCACUCGAGUGCUCUUGGCCACGCUCUCUAUUCCCAUCACCCCUGAACGCACUGAUAUCGCUCGUCUGCUGGACAUGGAUGGUAUUAUUGUGGAGAAACACCGCCGAUUGGCUACUCUGCUUGGUGUACAGUCACCACCAACCCGCCAGAGUCUCAUCAAUGACAUGGUGAGGUUCAAUCUGCUUCAGUAUAUUGUCCCUGAAGUCAAGGAGCUGUACAACUUGUUGGAGGUGGACUUCCAUCCUCUUAAGCUUUGUGGAAGAGUGACAAAGGUGCUGAACUGGGUGAGGGAUCAAGCUGAGAAGGAAUCUGACCUGCAGCAGUAUGUGCCACACUUGCAGAACAACACCAUCCUCAGGCUGCUACAACAGGUGGCUCAGAUCUACCAGAGCAUUGACUUCAGCAGGCUAGCAUCUCUGAUCCCAUUUGUAGAUGCUUUUCAACUGGAACGUUCCAUUGUUGAUGCUGCCCGCCACUGUGACCUGCAGGUACGCAUCGAUCAUACAUCUCGCACACUGAGUUUCGGUUCAGAUCUUAACUACUCCACUAAAGAGGACUCCCCAGUAGGUCCAUUCCUACAGAACAUGCCCUCCGAACAGAUCCGGAAUCAGCUCACCGCCAUGUCAUCCUCCUUGGGCAAAGCCAUCCAAGUCAUCAAACCUGCUUCCAUGCUGCAAGAACAAGAGGAACAGAGCCAACUGGCCAUCACAGCCUACCUGAAGAAUGCCCGCAAGGAACAUCAGCGCAUCCUUGCUCGCCGACAGACCAUCGAAGAGCGAAAGGAGCGUCUGGAGAGCCUCAACAUCCAGCGGGAGAAAGAAGAGCUUGAGCAGCGCGAGGCGGAGCUUCAGAAGGUACGCAAAGCCGAAGAGGAACGUCUCAAACAGGAGGCCAAAGAGCGAGAGAAAGAGCGCAUCAUGCAAGAACACGAGCAGAUUAAAAAGAAGACUGUGCGUGAACGAUUGGAGCAGAUCAAGAAGACUGAACUGGGAGCCAAGGCCUUCAAAGACAUUGAUAUUGAGGAUCUGGAGGAACUGGAUCCUGAUUUCAUCAUGGCCAAACAAGUAGAACAACUGGAGAAGGAAAAGAAAGAACUUCAGGAGCGUCUGAAGAACCAAGAAAAGAAGAUCGACUACUUCGAGAGGGCCAAGCGCCUUGAGGAGAUUCCUCUGAUUAAGAAAGCCUACGAGGAGCAGCGCAUCAAAGACAUGGAGUUAUGGGAGCUGCAGGAGGAGGAGAGGAUCUGCAAUAUGAAGAUGGAGCGCGAGAAGGCACUAGAACACAAACAAAGAAUGUCCAGGAUGAUGGAGGACAAGGAAAACUUCCUGUCCAAAAUCAAAGCUGCUCGAAGCUUCAUCUAUGAGGAAAAACUCAAGCAAUUCCAGGAACGUUUAGUUGAAGAGAGGAAAAAGCGCCUCGAGGAACGAAAGAAGCAGCGCAAAGAGGACAGACGAAAGGCCUACUAUAACCAGAAAGAAGAGGAGGCUCAGAGAAUCCAUGAGGAACAGCUCAAAAAAGAGCGGGAAGAGCGUGAACGUUUGGAACAAGAGCAGAGAGAGGAGGAAGAACGAGAAUACCAGGAGCGUUUACGGAAGCUUGAGGAGCAGGAAAGAAAGCAGCGUGCCCGACAACAGGAAAUUGAGGAGCGUGAGCGCCGUAAAGAGGAGGAAAGGAGGGUGCCGGAAGAGAAGCCCGCCAAGGAAUGGAGUGAACGAGAGGAAGGUGGCUGGAGGAAGCGUGUUGAAGGAGAAUCAGAAUGGCGACGUCCUGUUGCUGAAAACAAGGAAUGGCGUCAGGAAGCACGUGAAGAACCUGAACGGGAAGAUCGCGAGCGGGAAAUGCCCUUCAGGAAAGGACCUGACAGCUCCCGUCGUGGUGGUGGUACAGAAGACAGGGGACCCCGUCGUGCAUUUGAAGAUGACAGAGGUCCACGCAGGGCGGGUGAAGAUGACCGUGCACCCAGGCGUGGCUUUGAUGACGAUCGCGGGCCCAGACGAGGCUUUGAUGAUGAUCGAGGAGGGUUCAGGAGAGGAGAUGAUGAUCGCGGGCCGAGGCGUGGAAUGGAUGACGACCGUGCCCCAAGACGAGGCUUUGAUGACGACCGUGCCCCAAGACGAGGCUUUGAUGACGACCGUGCCCCAAGACGAGCCUUUGAUGAUGACCGUGGGCCCCGUCGAGGCAUGGAUGAACCUAGAGGACCUCGACGUGGGGCCGAUGAUGACUGGGGUCCCAGAAGAGGAGGGGAUGAUGAGAGGGGUAGCCGCAGAGGUAUGGAUGAGUCUGGACCACGUCGUGGAGAUGACCUUAAACCGUGGAAACCUCUGGGAAGACCCGGUGGUUGGAGGGAGAGAGAGAAGGCUCGAGAGGAUAGCUGGGGACCUCCUCGAGAAGCUGGUCAUGAUGAUAAUGAUGAUGAUGCUGACCGUGAGGGAGAUGACCGUACUGACGUGGAUCGAUUCAGAGAUCGCCGCCCUCCAAGGGAAGAGGGGGGUGGUUGGAGAAGAGGUGGCGGUGAGGAGACCAGCAGCUGGAGAGACUCACGCCGUGAAGACUUGGACCGUGGUGAGCGCCGCGACAUGAGAGACCGCAGAGAUGAUGGUGAACGUGACCACAGACCCCCUCAAAGAGACCAUGAUGAAGGUGGUUCAUGGCGUCGUGGUGGAGAGGAGCGCAAGGAUGAAAGAGAGGCUCCUCCCAGACCACGUGACCGUGAGGGUGGCGAGAAGAGCACCUGGCGCUCAGACAAAGAUAAAGAGAUCCCACGCCGGACCAAGAAUGAGACGGAUGAUGAUGGAUGGACCACUGUCCGCCGCUAAUGCUUAAGCAUCAUGUGUUGCUUGAUGUCGUAUUAAGCCUUGAUGUGUUCACUAAUCAAUAUGGAGUUGUAAGGUCACUGCUUACAUUAACAUGGAAUACAUACAGCUUUGCCAUAGAUUUACAAAAUGUAUAAUGAAUGGGAUUUCAAACAUUGCAAUUUAUAUAUUUAUGGUCCCUUUUUAAAAACCUCAACUUCCAUCGAAUAGUAGUUCAUUCCUUUUUUUUUUUUGUUAUGCAUGCUUAGAUUACAAUUGGUCAGACAAAAUUAUGUAGGCUUUUUUCUUUGGGGUGCAAACAUCGUAGGCAUGUUCCGAAGAUAUUAAAUUCAUUAAAGACAUGAUCUCAUAUGUUGCGGUGAGGCUUUGAGAUCCAAUCAGCAAGUUUCCAUGCUGUAGUUGCUGCUUACACUAUGGUUGUAUGCCCUCUAGAAAUAUGAAAAUCUUUAUUAAUAAAGUCGUUUGCUCGAUAAAAUUA
Messenger RNA from Paramisgurnus dabryanus, 4366 nucleotides. It is a transcript of the gene eif3s10, whose product is annotated as eukaryotic translation initiation factor 3, subunit 10 (theta). Gene Ontology annotation, cellular component: eukaryotic translation initiation factor 3 complex, eIF3m; multi-eIF complex; eukaryotic translation initiation factor 3 complex, eIF3e. NCBI's taxonomy places the organism in Eukaryota, Metazoa, Chordata, Actinopteri, Cypriniformes, Cobitidae. The record is from RefSeq and is a predicted model, not a curated record. Gene Ontology annotation, molecular function: translation initiation factor activity; mRNA binding. Gene Ontology annotation, biological process: translation reinitiation; formation of cytoplasmic translation initiation complex.